AUGUGUUUAAUAGAGCUGCAAAAGGAAAACAGGGCUUGUCCUGGGGCUGUUGGAUGCUCUGCUUGGUGUCCUCUGGCAGUGGAACUACUCCUGAUGUUCUUCCCAGAGCCUGCUCUUGCCUGACAGAGAGAAGGUGACUCCUUCAAACAGCAGAAGAAAUAAUUUACGGUGAUCAUCAGACUGCAACUUCAGAUUCUUUCAGUUGCGAGACAGAUCCAACCCAGCCUUGAGCAAAAAUGGAAGCUAUCAAGAAGAAGAUGCAGAUGCUGAAGUUGGACAAGGAGAAUGCCAUUGACAGAGCAGAGCAGGCUGAGACGGAUAAAAAGGCAGCUGAGGACAAAUGUAAGCAGGUAGAGGAUGAGCUGGUUGCUCUGCAAAAGAAGUUGAAAGGAACUGAAGAUGAGCUGGACAAGUACUCAGAGGCUCUCAAAGAUGCCCAGGAGAAACUGGAGCAGGCUGAGAAGAAGGCCACUGAUGCCGAAGGGGAGGUGGCAGCUCUGAACAGACGCAUCCAGCUCGUGGAAGAGGAGUUGGAUCGUGCCCAGGAACGACUGGCCACAGCCCUGCAGAAACUGGAGGAGGCUGAGAAAGCAGCAGAUGAGAGCGAGAGGGGAAUGAAGGUGAUUGAGAACAGAGCAAUGAAAGAUGAAGAGAAAAUGGAGAUUCAGGAAAUGCAGCUGAAGGAGGCCAAGCACAUUGCCGAGGAAGCCGAUCGCAAAUACGAGGAGGUUGCCCGUAAACUGGUUAUUUUGGAGGGUGAACUGGAGCGAGCUGAGGAGCGUGCAGAGGUGUCUGAAGUUAAAUGUAGUGACCUUGAAGAGGAGUUAAAGAACGUCACGAACAACCUGAAGUCUUUGGAAGCUCAAUCUGAAAAGUACUCGGAAAAAGAAGAUAAAUACGAAGAAGAAAUCAAGAUUCUCUCUGACAAGCUGAAAGAAGCUGAAACUCGUGCUGAAUUUGCAGAGAGAACCGUUGCCAAACUGGAAAAGUCUAUUGAUGACCUGGAAGAAAAACUUGCCCAAGCCAAAGAGGAGAACCUGGGCCUGCACCAGACACUGGACCAGACGCUAAACGAACUGAACUGUAUAUGAGAGGCAGGGACCUGCCCGUGGCCAAGGAACUGCCCCAUCCCUGCAGCGCUCCUCUCUCCUUCUUUCUCUCUGUAUCCUGGGAAAGCCAAUUAAGUUAUGACCAGCACAGCCACGCCGGAGGCUCUGGGUGUCACUCGGGGACCUUUUUCCCCCAGACCUCCCCAGGGAGCCCCCGUGGAGCCCCUGCGUGCCCCACCCGUGGCUGCCCCGCACGGUUCAUGACUCCUUUUGUAUAACCUGGUAGAAGCUGUACCCGGGCAGUGGCGGCACCGCCCGGCCCUGCCCUUCCAUAUUAAAAAUUUCUCUCCGAA
Molecule: messenger RNA, 1402 nt
Organism: Manacus vitellinus (golden-collared manakin)
Lineage: Eukaryota; Metazoa; Chordata; Aves; Passeriformes; Pipridae
Gene: TPM4
Product: tropomyosin 4
Exons: 10
Coding region: 237-1091 (284 amino acids)
Biological process (GO): muscle contraction; actin filament organization
Cellular component (GO): actin filament
Molecular function (GO): actin filament binding
Source: RefSeq, a predicted model, not a curated record